Molecule: messenger RNA, 4014 nt
Organism: Trichoderma virens Gv29-8
Lineage: Eukaryota; Fungi; Ascomycota; Sordariomycetes; Hypocreales; Hypocreaceae
Exons: 5
Molecular function (GO): protein binding; pseudouridylate synthase activity
Source: RefSeq, a predicted model, not a curated record
CUGAGUGCUGCAGCUGGCUCAAAUGCCAUCCGAGACCUCCUCAAGGUGUCCAGCGAGGUGUCCGAUGCCAUCGCAAACAACAAGCCGGUUGUUGCCCUGGAGUCGACCAUUUACACCCACGGAGCCCUGGGAAAGGAUCUCGCGCGGGAGCAUGAGGAUUUGGUGCGGAGCACUGGCGGCAUCCCGGCCAUUAUUGCCAUUGUAGACGGCGUGCCGAAAGUGGGUGUUUCCACGGAUGAGAUUAUUCGGAUGAUUGAGGAAGAGGGCACCGUCAAGGCUUCACGAAGAGACAUUUCAUACUUGGUUGGCAUGGGCCUUGCGGGACGCAAAAUCCACGGCGGUACAACCAUCGCUGGCACUAUGCUCCUGGCUCGACUAGCCGGAAUCCGAGUCUUUGGAACCGGUGGUCUUGGUGGUGUUCACCGUGGCGGCGAAGAUUCGAUGGAUAUCUCUGCCGAUCUUACGGAACUGGGAAGGACACGAGUUGCCGUCAUUAGCAGCGGUUGCAAGGGUUUCUUGGAUAUCCCACGCACAUUGGAAUACCUCGAGACUCAGGGAUGCUUGGUGUCCACCUUUGCCGAUGGACGCACCGGCAAGAUUGAUUUCCCGGCCUUCUGGGCGAGGGACAGCGGCGUCAAGAGCCCGUCCGUUACGUACACUGAAAAGGAGGCCGCCGCCAUGAUUCUGGCUCAGGAGAAACUCGGCAUCGAGUCGGGCAUGCUCUUUGCUAACCCCAUCCCCGAGGAGUUUGGCGUUCCCGCAAAGGAAAUGCAGGCUCACAUUGAGCAGGCUGUAGCAGAGGCCGACCAAAAGGGCUUUACGGGCAGCGCCAACACGCCCUACGUCUUGCAAAGGCUCAAGGAGCUCACCGGUGAAAAGGCAGUCAUUGCCAACAAAGCACUGGUCCGGUCCAACAUUGUUAGGGCGACCAACAUUGCGGUGGAGUUGUCGCGCUUGCUGAGCCAGGGAACGAGCUCUUCAUCAGAUCAUAAUGUGGCGUUUACAUCAAAAACCGAGAAGGAUAUACCUUUGGCUCCGCUGAGAGCAAAUUCUAAAGCUGAUAUCCUUGUCGCUGGGUCGGUUGCUGUCGACCUUAGCUGUGAUUACUCCAGUCCCAAGGGUGGUGAUGGCCAGCCUCAAGCUCAUACGUCUAACCCCGCCAGCAUAACCCAGUCGAUCGGCGGUGUCGGUCACAAUGUUGCACUAGCCGCCCAUCGAGCAAGUCGACAAGCCCAGGUCAAAUUUAGCAGCAUGGUUGGAGAUGAUAUUGCGGGUGCAACAGUUCUCUCAGCUUUGGAAGCCUCGGGACUCGAUUCCACAUAUGUCAAGAAACUUGACCGGACAGAGCAUCCUGGGAGUCGAACGGCUCAGUAUGUCGCCAUCAAUGACAGAAGCAAGAAUCUUGUCAUGGCUAUGGCAGACAUGGGCAUCUUUACGCAGCACUUGUUCCCCGAAGACUGGAAGUCAACCAUCAAGGCGACGGAUCCCAAGUGGCUUGUGGUGGAUGGCAACUGGAGCCCCAAGGGCAUCCGGACCUGGAUUCAUUCGGCCAAUGAGCACGGAAGCAAGGUCGCUUUCGAACCAGUCUCGGUUGAAAAAUCCAAGAGCCUCUUUGGCCCCCAGCGCGGAGUGCCAACGCUGGGCGUUUUCCCCCACCAAAGUGUCGACCUCUCCUCACCCAAUAUCUACGAACUCUCAGCCAUGUACUCUGCAGCUAAGGAUAACGGAUAUCUAGACAGCCCGGAAUGGUUCGAGAUUAUCGAUUCCUUCGGCAUGCGCGGAGCCAGAGACCAGUUCGUCCGUCUCACAUCGGUCGAAUUGACGGAUGCCGGCGUACCUGUGCAGUCUAUCCAAUUGCUUCCCUACAUACCAACAUUAAUCACAAAACUCGGAUCCAAAGGCGUGCUGCUGACGACCAUCCUUGGAAAAGACGACCCGCGGCUCCGGGACCGAGAGUCUGACGAAUACAUUCUGACUCGAUCAUAUGAUGGAAACCCUGCAGUUGGUGGUAUCUACAUGCGACUAUUCCCUCCGGUGGAGCAUGUAGAAAAUGUCGUUUCUGUGAAUGGCGUUGGAGACACGUUCCUUGGUGUCAUGGUGUCAGGUCUUGCCCAAGGAGGACGGGUAGACAAGCUGGUGGAUGUUGCUCAGCGAGGUGCGGUUUACACCCUGAAGUGUGCAGAGUCUGUGAGCAAAGACGUUUCAAAACUGGAGAGUGAGCUGGAAAAGCCGAACAGCUCAGCAAACAUGGCUCCGCCUCAGGAUCCCGAUUUCUCAGAGGAUGAACUAUCCGAAAGCCCCUUGUCAUCGGACAUUGACUCUGACGACGACGCAUCAAGAAAGAAGCCAGUGAUUGCGCUGCAAGAGAAGGACUCUGACGAAGAAGACUUGGAACGGUUGGUUUUUGGCAGCAAAGUCAGCUUUGGGGAGAGUCUCUUUAAGAACAAUGGACUGUUUGGAACAUCGGACGAGAAGGAGGGAAAACAAUUGGAAUUGGUCGAUGCGGACACGGGCGGCCUGGAAGACGUCGAUGAUGUCGAUCUGUUCAUGAUUGAUACCGCCCCGAGCGGCGCAGUCCCUCACGCACCAGCUGCUACUGCGACGAAGAAGGCAGAGCAAGGCGAUCCGGUCGCCUGGGAGGACAGCGACGACGAACGACUGGGAAUUUCCCUUGCGAACCAUACACGACUGCGAAAACUGCGACUGACCGAGGCCGAGGACAUUGUGAGCGGCACCGAGUACAGCAGAAGACUCCGACAGCGCUAUCUCCAACUCCAUCCUGCCCCUGCGUGGGCCAAGGAGGCGGAGGGACGCCCUACAAAGAGACGGCGGCGCUCAUCCGCCUCCUCUGGCUCUUCAGAGGAGAGCGGUAACGAGUCCGAUGGCGAAGUGUCCGCCCAGCCGCUGGAAGAGUUCUUGCGAGAUGUCAAGAGCCUGUCUGGAGCGGGCGGCCCCAAGAAGCGACGACUCAGGCCAGAGGUCAUCGACAUCCAGAGGACACGAGAAAUCUCGGACAAGCACCUUGCGCCUGUGGAGUGCCUGUCUUUCCACCCCGAAUACCCAGUCCUGCUGUCUGCCAGUACCGCAUCGGUGCUGUAUCUACAUCACAUUGCCCCCGACGCCCACCCGGUCCCGAAUCCCCGGUUGACGUCUGUGCAGGUCAAGGGUGUAGACAUCCGAAAAGCAGAGUUCUUGUACCCCGAAGGCGACAAAAUCUUUAUCGGCGGACGAAGGAAAUACUUCCACCACUGGGACCUCAAAUCUGGCGUUGUGCAAAAGACGUCGCAGAUUCUGGGCCACCGCCUGGAGCAUAAGACGAUGGAGCGGUUCAAGCUGAGCCCCUGUGGCAGAUACAUGGCCAUUAUCGCGUCGACCCGCAAAGGCGGCGGUAUCGUCAACAUUCUCAGCGUCGGCUCGCUGCAGUGGAUUGCUGCAGCUAGACUGUCCAGCAGAAACGGCAUCGCGGACUUUGCAUGGUGGAGCACUGGAAAUGGCAUGACCAUCCUGGGGAAAGACGGCCAAGUCGGCGAGUACAGCGUGGAGAGUAAGAAUUUCAUUGGCCUAUGGCGCGACGACGGCUGUAUCGGCGGCAUCGUUAUUGCCCUCGGUGGCCACCAGGGCCCUGAGCUGAUUGGCGAUGACCGCUGGGUGGCCAUUGGCUCCAACACGGGCAUCACCAAUAUCUACGACAGGGCAGAGCUUGUCACCCUAGAUGCUGACAAGAACGUCGUCGUCAAGGAGACGCCGACUCCCACUCGUGUGUUUGAGCAGCUUGUCACGCCUGUCACAGUUCUCACAUUCUCCCCCGACGGUCAGCUUCUGGCGUUUGGCAGCAGGGCCCAAAAGGAUGCUCUAAGGCUGGCUCACCUGCCGAGCUGCACAGUCUACAGGAAUUGGCCGACGGCACAGACGCCGCUGGGGAGAAUAACGACGGUGGCAUUUGGCAAGGAGAGCAGCUUGUUGGCGGUGGGUAAUGAUACGGGCAAAAUUAGACUAUGGGAGAUUAGGAAUUAG